AUGGGGCAGCAUGAUGUGCCAGCAGUACCGCUGAUUGAGGAGGUUCCUGUUGAUGCUAUAGUUGAUGAGUAUGAUGAGCAGAAGGAAAGGAAACAGGAUAAUGUCGAGACUGCCGAGAAGCAAUCAGGUGAGAACCAAAUCGCCGACGAAGCUGGAUCAUCGUCUGCUCUAUUCACGUCAGUGUACAACCACCCUGACGUUCCGGACCCUUUCCUCAUCGACGACGACGACGAGAAGAGCUCCGACAAUGAUGGGUCGCCGCAACUUUCUGCCUCGCGGCAAAGUAUAACACCUGCCGAAGAAAUUCCCCUUGCAGCUUCACUAGCUUCUCCCUUGUUGAACAUUAACAAGGAUGUGCCACCACCCCCACCCGCACAAGUAGACAUCGACCCAGAUGAAGAGGAAGCACCGGACUUGUAUCUACCGGGACUUGUGCUACCCACGAUGUUCUUACCUAUCCCGAAUACUGAUCCUUUGACUACUCUUCUCACCAAAUAUAUUUAUCCACCUGAUAAGCGUCCCUUUCGAGAUUCAACUGGCGAGUGGCAGCACACCAAUUUCCAUACCCUCGUCAUGACGAACAGCUGGAGGGCGCUUGCGAGAAUGGCUCGCGAUAGACUCGUUACUGCAGACCCAGAAGACUUAACCUCAAUUUUGGGGCUUUGGUAUCUACGCUUGGCGUGUCUUGCUCGUCUCCGCCUCUUCAACCAAACAUCAGCGGAAUGUACCAAUCUAUUUUCUGUCUUGAACGGCAUUGCGCCACCUUCAGCGCGGGAGUGGGUCUUUGAGCGGAUUCUUCCAUUCGAGCUGGAAGUCAUGCAUGCGCGUCUUAAAUACUGGGCGGGCGAUCAUAUAGGGUAUCUUGAUCUAUUGAGUUCACUCCUGGGCAAAUGCCGGCUCAAAUCACGUACAUCGAAGAACGACCCGACGUCCGUCGCGAUGUGGAAAGAACGUGGAGCAAGAUUGGCGUUGAUUAUGGCUUCUCAGCUGAUGGAAAUGAAUGAUUUUGGUGCAGCGACAAGGCUGCUGGAACCAUUGUGUAAUCAAAAAGCAUCAGCAUCGCCUGCGCUGCGUUCUACUAUUGCUAGAAUUUAUUUACAAGCGGGACAAAUCGAUAUGGCCACAAAACAUUUCUCUAUCGUUGCCGUGGAUCCGUCUGUGGACGCCUCGGCGAAAGACUUGAAUGCAGCUUUGUUGGCUUCAGCGCAUGGUCAAUGGGAACGAGCCAGCCAGACCUUGAGGAGGAUUUUAGAAAGGGACGCCGAGAAUUAUGCCGUGGUGAAUAAUUUGGCGGUAACACUUCUGGGACGAGGAAAACUUAAAGAGGGUAUCGAUGUGCUGGAAAAGGCAUUGAAGACGUCUCCAUCAAGUGUUGUGGUUGCUGAACCAUUUCUCUUCAAUCUGUCUACACUUUACGAGCUACGGUCUGCCACUGGAGCGGAUAAGAAGAGAGACCUCCUUGUCGAAGUUGCACAGUGGAGCGGAGAUGGACUUAGGACAACAUGUUUGAAGAUGCCUACGAAUUGA
Desarmillaria tabescens is the source of this 1527-nucleotide messenger RNA. RefSeq lists its product as uncharacterized. Gene Ontology annotation, molecular function: protein binding. Bases 1 to 1527 code for a protein of 508 amino acids. NCBI's taxonomy places the organism in Eukaryota, Fungi, Basidiomycota, Agaricomycetes, Agaricales, Physalacriaceae. Gene Ontology annotation, cellular component: Golgi apparatus; TRAPP complex. The transcript has 8 exons. The record is from RefSeq and is a predicted model, not a curated record.